Molecule: messenger RNA, 1615 nt
Organism: Leucoraja erinaceus (little skate)
Lineage: Eukaryota; Metazoa; Chordata; Chondrichthyes; Rajiformes; Rajidae
Product: suppressor APC domain-containing protein 2-like
Exons: 5
Coding region: 154-627 (157 amino acids)
Source: RefSeq, a predicted model, not a curated record
CCCAGAGAGCGCGGCGAGGGGCCGCCCGUGAGCCGAUCGCACAGUAUCACCAGCUCCGUGGAUCGGGCAGCCCAGCGGCGUAGCGACACGUGCCGCGGUGAACACAGGCGGCACACCAUCACCGGCGGCGUGGAUUAUGAUGUGCUGAAACAGAUGAAGGAGCUGGAGAGGGAGAGAGACGCUCUCUUGCACGGCCUGGAGAUGGUGGAUCGUACGCGAGUCUGGUACUUGCAGCAGAUCCACGGAGUGAAGGGGAGACAAGACCAGGCCAAGAGGGGCUUCGGAGACACCGAUCGCCCCGUCGACCCUCGGCCCAACCGAGCUUGUCUUCUCUUGGCCAAGAUCCAGGAAGUCAACUCCUGCCUCAGCGACCUCAUAUCUACCCCUGGACAGAUGCAGUACAUCCAUCACCCCGCCAACGUGCUUCCCUGGAAGGUGACCGGGAUCCAGCGGCAGUCAGUCGGCACGUUGCAGGAACAGAACCGCCUGUUGACCAAGGAAUUGUCCGUAAAGAGCGGGCGGAUCACGGCUCUGGAGAUGGAGAGGGCGGCUCUGAUCAAGCGGCUCAUCGAUGCGCAGAAACAAGGCUUCUCGGAGUCCAGUUGUGAAGGCUCCUCCCUCAUCUAGCCCGGCGAUGUCGCGGAACAGAUAGAUCCGGAGUUGAGUCUCGGGGCAAAGAGGUCCUUCUGCAGUUGUACAGGGCUCUAGUGAGACCACACCUGGAGUAUUGUGUGCAGUUUUGGUCCCCUAAUUUGAGGAAGGACAUUCUUGCUAUUGAGGGAGUGCAGCGUAGGGUCACCAGGUUAAUUCCCGGGAUGGCGGGACUGUCAUAUGCUGAGAGAAUGGAGCGGCUGGGCUUGUGCACACUGGAGUUUAGAAGGAUGAGAGGAGAUCUUAUUGAAACAUAUAAGAUUAUUAAGGGUUUGGACACGCUAGAGGCAGGAAACAUGUUCCCGAUGUUGGGGGAGUCCAGAACCAUGGGGCCACACAGUUUAAGAAUAAGGUGUAAGCCAUUUAGAACGGAGACGAGGAAACACUUUUUCUCACAGAGAAUUGUGAGUCUGUGGAAUUCUCUGCCUCAGAGGGUGGUGGAGGCCGGUUCUCUGGAUACUUUCAAGAGAGAGCUAGAUAGGGCUCUUAAAGAUAGCGGAGUCAGGGAAUAUGGGGAGAAGGCAGGAAGUGAUUGUCAGUGAUAUGGGGAGAAGGCAGGAACUGAUUGUGAAUGAUCAGCCAUGAUCACAUUGAAUGGCGGUGCUGGCUCGAAGGGCCGAAUGACCUCCUCCUGCACCUGUUGUCUAUUGUGAAGCUGCCCGGAUACUUUGAGCCACUAGACUUCAAUCCCGACUGCAGGACGAAAAUUCCCAAGCUGUCCAAUACUCUGGAUGGAACUUAUAUCCAUUGGGAACAGCGGACUUGGAAUAUUGGGACCAGAAAAGCAUCGGGAUUUAUCCCAAACGGAGUUUCCACCCUUCCAACAUCGAACCAGCGACAUCCCAUCUCAUCGUUGACCUUUGAUAGGCAUUCGAGAAGCAGCCAAAUGCAAUAACUCGUUCCGUCUCGAGAACCCAGUCUAUUUAUUCUCUAUUUAUAUAAAUCAUUGCCAUUGAUAAACUGU